GUUCCUAACAGGAAACGACAUGAACCAGAGAUACCCCACAGCUUGAAGUACGUGGCAUUUAAGUGAAGAAAAUGGCUGGAGUAAGAAGUCUUUUCCGCGUUGUCCUGGGUUUUCUGUGGAUCUUGGAGAGUCGUGGACAGACAGGUUGCCCAGACGGGUACGUUUACCAUCAGCCUAAUCGCCUGUGCUACAAGGCCUUCAACGACACGGCAACCUACAACGGUGCAGUCAGUAGGUGUUCUUCAGACGGGGGAGUCCUUGCCAUACCCCGCGACAACGCAACCAACAACUUCCUCAUCGAUCUGAAAAAUGCCGUCGACAUCAACGCUUUCUUCCGUUUUGGACUGACUGAUGUCCACCAGGAGGGACUUUGGAUUUGGGACGAUAACGUUCCUCUCGGCGACUUCAGAGCUUGGUUUCCAGGCGAACCCAACAACGCAGGUAACGAGGACUGUGCAGAGUACUUUUCCGAAAGCCAUUCCUACAGUAACACAUGGAACGAUGGACCGUGUUCUAGGGACGACAGGAAGUUCAUCUGUCAAGUCUCUCUAUCAGGUCAAUGCUGGGACCCUGGUGUGCCAGCCAAUGGCAUCAGGGAUAACAACAGUAACUUUACAUCAGGACAGACAGUCAGGUACACCUGUAUGGACGGGUAUUGGCUGCUGCUGGGGACUGCCAAUAUAACCUGCCAGCCGGACGGGACUUGGAGUGGUGUUCCACCAACUUGUGGAGGUUGUCCGGACGGGUACGUUUACCAUCAGCCUAAUCGCCUGUGCUACAAGGCCUUCAACGACACGGCAACCUACAACGGUGCAGUCAGUAGGUGUUCUUCAGACGGGGGAGUCCUUGCCAUACCCCGCGACAACGCAACCAACAACUUCCUCAUCGAUCUGAAAAAUGCCGUCGACAUCAACGCUUGGUUCCGUUUUGGACUGACUGAUGUCAACCAGGAGGGAGUUUGGAUGUGGGACGAUAACGUUCCUCUCGGCGACUUCAGAGCUUGGUUUCCAGGCGAACCCAACAACUCAGGUAACGAGGACUGUGCCGAGUACUGUUCCGGAAGCCAUUCCUACAAACCAAACACAUGGAACGAUGGAUCGUGUACUAGAGACGACAAGUUCAUCUGUCAAGUCUCUCUAUCAGGUCAAUGCUGGGACCCUGGUGUGCCAGCCAAUGGGAUCAGGGAUAACAACAGUAACUUUAUAUCAGGACAGACAGUCAGGUACACCUGUAUGGACGGGUUUCAGCUGUUUGGGACUGCCAAUAUAAACUGCCAGCCGGACGGGACUUGGAGUGGUGUUCCACCAACUUGUGGAUGCCCCACGGUUGUCCUAUAUGGCGGCUCCGACACUGAGCAGGCCGGUAGGAUGACGUCCUACACCAUGACGGGAGACACCCUCGGUGACCGGCCCGUGUACUACAGCAGCGUCAACUGCAACUACCUGUAUUACUACAAGCCUACCCUGGAGUGGCGCGUGGGACCGCAGUUCGACCGCAGUGGCGUGCGUGUCGGGGACUCCGCCCUCUACGCUGACCAGAUCAACGGGACGUUCCGUCUGUAUAUUCGCAAUGAGUGGAUAGAGAACCCGGAUGUGAAGAUCGCCUGCUCUGAUGACGUCCCAGCUGGCGUGGUAGUUCCACAAUCGGUAGGGAGCGCUACAAACUGUACGAGGGUCCGUCUGCACGGCAAUGCCGACUACCAACCCUCCCUCAUGACGACCUACACCAGAACAGGCCAGACCAGUGGCGGCAGACCUGUCUACGUUAGUGACACAGACAGCCGAGACUUUCUCCACUUCGUCGAAAGCGAUGAGGUAUGGUGGGUGGGUCCCACGAUCGGACAAACCCGCGGCUUCGCUUCUGUCCAUAACUGCGCCAUAACACCUGACCAGAUCAGGUCACCGUGGAUACUGUUGGACGGGAAUCAGUGGCAAGUCGUCUGGUCGGUUACUGCCAGCUGUAUCGCCUGCCCAGAGUUACCGCUUCCACCCAACGGCAACAGGACAGGAGGUCAUCUUUACGGAGACACAGUCACCUUUUCCUGUAACGAAGGCUACGAACUGGGGUGGUAUUCUGUGAUCUUUCAAGGGCCUUUGACACCCUGGAUCAUAAGAUACUACUGCGGACGUUAGAAUACUUUGGUGUUAAUGACAUGGCUUGCAGCUGGUUUAAGUCCUACUUGACGAGGCUGCAGCAACACACAUGCCUUAAUUCAAUUCUAUCCCCGCAAUUUAUGUCACAUGUGGUGUUCCACAGGGAUCCAUACUGGGCCCUCUGCUCUUCAUCAUGUAUAUCAAUGAUCUGUCAAACUGCAUCCAGCCCUGUAAAGUUGCAAUGUAUGCUGACGACACCAUAAUAUACUUCUCUGCCCGCAGUCUUCAUUCAAUCGAACAUACUAUCCAAAGUGACAUAGUCAGAGUCUCACAGUGGUU
Branchiostoma belcheri (Belcher's lancelet) is the source of this 2432-nucleotide messenger RNA. Its product is annotated as CUB and sushi domain-containing protein 2-like. The transcript is spliced from 8 exons. The record is from RefSeq and is a predicted model, not a curated record. The coding region runs from base 72 to 2132 and encodes 686 amino acids. Lineage: Eukaryota; Metazoa; Chordata; Leptocardii; Amphioxiformes; Branchiostomatidae.